UACCUGCACCUGUUUGGAAAAUUACAUUAAGACAGACUUCACUACCAAAAUGUGCAUUGCUUGUCCCAGCGGUCAAAAAGCUGAGGGUUCCAAAAAGUGUGUCAAUUGUCCAUUUGGUUAUUCUGGUUUUAACUGCAAUGAAUCAUGGAAGCUGGUGCUGGUAAUCGUCGGCUCUGUGCUCGGAGGACUGCUGCUCAUCACACUCAUUCUUCUGCCUAUAGUGGCACGCAAAUCCUCAAAGAAAAGCUCCAAGAUGAACAAAAAUGCAGACAGUGGGAAACCUUACAUCAGCCACCCUCCUGCCAAUAAACCAUUGGUUAACAGCAACUUAGCCAACAGCCAACAGACCUCUGUUAACAGGCAAGCCAACGGCCUGUCAGCCUUUGCCAAUGCUGGGGUGCCCAGGAUCCCACGGGCCGCAACCACCAACAGCUGGGACAGCAGGACCAACCUGGAGAUGACUCCGAACACCAGCCGGCAAAACUUGAUCCCUGAAGGGAGGAACUCUCGUUACUACGACGACCAUGAUGACAAUCUGUAUGCUCAGGCUCGCCCCCAGACCAACCCCUAUGCCCAGAAUCGACCUGAGGUCAACCCAUAUGCUCAGAACCAAGGCCACAGAAACCCUUACUACACGCACGACGAUGGAAGAAGGUUGAAUUAAUGAGGAUGAACAAAGGUUCACCCUGCAGUAACAUUUACCCAGAUCAAAAACUCUUCCCCCUCCCCAAAUAACUGUACACCAUUAAAACACCAUCAUGCUGAGAGUUGUGGGAAUAGAAGCACAACAGUUGCAUAGGUCUUAUGCAGUAGCGUGAACUCUAUGCUGAUCCAUUAUAAGCUUUCAUAAAUCAUUCCUGUCUUUCCUUCAUUCAUGUUUGGGAUAUGAUAUGCACUGUAGGUCUUUACAAAAGGUUGUUAAUAUUAUUGUUAAUUAAUUAGAAUAUUACUCUCUUAAGAAUGUCUAAUUGUUUAUUGACAUUGACACCCAGAAAUGACGAGCUGUUGGAUAUCAUUGCACACAUAAUGUUUCACUUGUCUAUGAAUUUACAACUUCUCAUUAAAUUUUUUUGUUUCACUCAGUUUUUGUGAAUGAGAUGAAGAUAUUUUUUAUCAAAUAGAAUUGCAUGACUUAUUCCUCCAAAUGAGGGCAUGUCAGGUCCCUCCAUAUAUUUCAGGUUAUUAUUUGUGUAAAAUGUUUACUAAAUUGAAAUUGUUUGACGUUUUAUUUUGUUCA
Molecule: messenger RNA, 1237 nt
Organism: Perca flavescens (yellow perch)
Lineage: Eukaryota; Metazoa; Chordata; Actinopteri; Perciformes; Percidae
Exons: 6
Coding region: 50-664 (204 amino acids)
Source: RefSeq, a predicted model, not a curated record